AUGAACUCACGUCUUCAGAGCAACCCCGUGAGAUCCCACGACCAGACCGAAAGGUCUGGUGAGCAAGGCGGAGCUUCACGCUCCGACCAGCCCGCAAGAGCUGGUGCCAAUGACCAGCAAGGUGCUCGCGUUAGUCACUUGGCUACAUUCUCUGACUUCGUCGUUCAAGCCCUGCGCGACGGACGCUUCCAUAGCAGACCUCGUGAGCCCCAGCACUAUGUCCUCACGUGCAAGCACGUUCACCGUCGCUCCGGUGCUAGUGAGUAUAAUCCGAUCUCCUACUCCACCAUGUUUGACGAACCCGGUGUGCUGCAAUGUGAAGAUGGCCGUUCCUCUCGUUGCCGCGUCUGGUGGCCGACCAUGAAUCUAUGCCCUCAUUGUGGCAUUCACUUCUGUCAGAAAUGCGGUACUUUGCAUGCGAAGAACGAUGUCAACGCAGUGAACCGUAAGCGCCCUUCGACAUUGAGAAGAAAAGCAGAUCGCUUCCUCAAGCAUCUGUACGGUCAGCAGCCCAAAGUUGUUCGUACUGGAGAUGACAGAGAUCGUUGA
Molecule: messenger RNA, 549 nt
Organism: Aureobasidium melanogenum CBS 110374
Lineage: Eukaryota; Fungi; Ascomycota; Dothideomycetes; Dothideales; Saccotheciaceae
Exons: 3
Coding region: 1-549 (182 amino acids)
Source: RefSeq, a predicted model, not a curated record